UCCCACAAUUGCAAACACGUGAGAAUGUCCAUAAGUAUGGAGCUACAAUUAUUUACAACGAUUAGUUCACAAGUUGCGUUCAAUCCAAUCGGACGUGUAUGAAAAUGAGUGCUAGAAUUAUAAUAGUGGGCGCUGGUGCAUCGGGUCUAGCAGCUGCUUCUUGUUUGUAUGAGCAUGGGCUAACCAAUUUGGUAAUCCUGGAAGCAACUGAUCGCAUUGGAGGUCGAGUCCACACCGUUCCGUUUGGUGGAAAUGUGAUCGAUUUGGGAGCCCAGUGGUGCCAUGGAGAAAAAAACAAUGCAGUCUACGAACUUGCUGGCCCUCUGAAUCUGUUGGAAUCGUCAGUCGUGUCCAGCAAGAAUGUACUGGUGAAAAAUACUGGUGAGAUCGUUCCGCAAGAAAUAACAAAUCGGUUGAUGGCUGCUGCUCAUGAAAUUAUGGAAUCAGAAGCCAUGAGCUCAUACGAUGGAACGUUGGGAGAUUUCUUCACUAGCAUGUUCUUGAAGAUGAUGGAUGACGAGAAGAUGAAAGACAUCGAUCGUGUCCUAGUGCAACAGUUUUUGAGAUGUUACCAGAGCUAUCAAGAAGGAUACAUUGCCACAGACUCAUGGUAUGACUUAAUUGCGUCAAGCUUGGAUGACUACGAUUAUUGCGAAGGAGAUCAAUCCCUGAGUUGGAUGGGGAAAGGAUACAAAUCUGUUCUAGAUUUAUUGUUGAAAAAGCACCCCGCACAAAACGCAGACCCGAUCCCAAUCGAGGACAAAAUUGUUUUCAACAAAACUGUAUCCAACAUCAAUUGGUCCAAAGUCCCUGACUACCCGGUGACGAUCAAAUGUACUGAUGGAACUAGCUUCGACGCCAACCAUGUGAUCGUGACAACUUCUAUAGGGGUUCUGAAGGAGAACAUCAGCACUUUGUUCACCCCCGAGCUUCCAACAAUCAAGCAAAAUUCAAUCCGGGGAAUCUACUUCGGUACAGUCAACAAAAUAAUAAUGGAGUUUGACGAACCAUUUUGGACCACCAUCGGAAAUACUUUUGGGUUGAUUUGGAACGCUGAAGAUCUGGAAAAACUUUGUGAGUCCAAAUAUGCCUGGACAGAAGGAGCGUCGGCCUUCUUCAAGAUCGAUCGGCAGCCUAAUUUGUUAGCUGUAUGGAUGAUCGGGAAGGAGGGUCGUCAAGCGGAACUCUUGGACGAUCGAGAUGUAAUCGACGGUAUGACGUUUUUGAUGAAGAAAUUUUUCAAAAACGAAGAGAUUCCGGAACCGGUGAAGAUUAUUAGAUCCAAAUGGUCAUCAGAUCGUAAUUUCCGAGGCUCGUAUUCGAGCUAUUCUUUGCGUACGGAGCAACUGAAAACGAGCUGCCGUGAUUUAGCCGUACCGCUAACCGAUUGCCUUGGAACUCCGGUAUUACUGUUUGCCGGUGAGGCUACCAACCAUGAGCAGUAUGGAACCGUCCACGGAGCAAUCGCAAGCGGAAGACGUGAAGCGGAUCGUUUGAUAAAAAUGUAUAAAAAAUAAUUCACUCCAAUCAAACCUGCAUGCAUGGAUUGGAACUACACUAUCGACAUUCCGUACAACCGUACAUCAAUUGCAUUGAUUGGUAAUAUAGUGGAUAUUGAGCUAUUGAAAUAAAUAUCGAGCAAUUUUUAA
Molecule: messenger RNA, 1649 nt
Organism: Aedes aegypti (yellow fever mosquito)
Lineage: Eukaryota; Metazoa; Arthropoda; Insecta; Diptera; Culicidae
Product: peroxisomal N(1)-acetyl-spermine/spermidine oxidase
Exons: 3
Coding region: 99-1517 (472 amino acids)
Molecular function (GO): polyamine oxidase activity
Source: RefSeq, a predicted model, not a curated record